AUGUUCUUCUCCCAUCACUCUGUUUCUGCGACAUCUCUUCUUAACUUUCCCUUAACCAAAGUUGAUAUUAGAACCGCUGGCUCAAGAGGCUCAUCCGAUGCUGCAUCAACUUCGAAGCGCAACGCUAUCACGAAUGUCUUCAUUACCAGCUUGGACUAUUAUCAGUAUGUCAUGGAUGUCGGUGUCGGGGACCCCCCAACAUACUAUUCUCUUGUGGUCGACACAGGCAGUUCCAUAACAUUUAUUGGGCGAAGCAAGCCGUACAACAAAACGUCUACCAGUAUUGCGACAGGCCAGAACAUAGAGGUGACAUAUGGUCUGGGAUAUCUGGCUGGACCAGAGUACUACGAUACGGUUACACUGACACCCGAUAUUGUCAUUACCAACCAGUCGAUCGGGGACGUGGUCGCCUCCACCGAUUGGCUUGGUGUAGAUGGUAUUUUAGGGGUCGGCCCAGUCAACCUGACCGUGGGGUCUCUGUCCCAAAAUAUCACGUCAAUCGUUCCUACUGUGAUGGACAACGCCCGACAACAGGGCUUGAUCCAGUCACAGAUUAUGAGUGUCUCGUUCGCUCCAGCAUCCAGUGUAAAUGACACAAACGGAGUGAUCACGUUUGGCGGUGUCAAUCCAUCAUUGUUCGUUGGAAAUAUUACAUAUGUCCCUGUCACAAGCACCUAUCCAGCAGGGUACUCUUGGGGAAUCAAUAUAACGAGUUGCUUUUACGGUGACACAACCAUUUUUUCGACCUCGACUGCUGGUACUGUCGACACUGGAAAUUCACUCGUAGCGCUUGCUGAUGAUUUUUUCGCCACAUACAUGGCUGCCAUUCCUGGUUCGUACUAUGACAACCAAACAUCCUUUAUUGUCAUCCCGUCAUCAUCAAUCGCAAACAUGCAACCCCUGAAUCUUAUGAUUGGUGGCGCUAUGUUUAUAAUGGACGUUUCUGCACAGCUUCUCCCAACUAACCAGGACUCUGCAUGGAGUGGAAAUCCUGGAGUACAGUAUGGUACGAUUGGUCCCUUGGGAUACCAAAGCGGUCAGGGCUUCGAUUUCAUUCUCGGUCAGAUGUUUCUAGAGAAAUAUUACGCUGUCUUUGAUGGCGAAAACCACCGUGUGGGUCUAGCAUAUACGUGA
Messenger RNA from Suillus clintonianus, 1134 nucleotides. Its product is annotated as acid protease. The record is from RefSeq and is a predicted model, not a curated record. Gene Ontology annotation, molecular function: aspartic-type endopeptidase activity. Bases 1 to 1134 code for a protein of 377 amino acids. Lineage: Eukaryota; Fungi; Basidiomycota; Agaricomycetes; Boletales; Suillaceae. Gene Ontology annotation, biological process: proteolysis. The transcript is spliced from 7 exons.